AUAAUCUUUCGUUACAUACUUGCAUCUAUAUCUACAUUAUUUCUCUAUAUUAUCUCAUAAAAAUAUCUCUACAUCUUGGCUCUAAAUCUUGGUUUUGAAACUUUAAAGAAAUACCAACAAUGGUUGAUCAUCAUAGACAUAUGCAACAUAAAAAAGCUGCAAAUAUGAUGGUGAUACAUCAUGUAGAUGAAGAAAGUGGUUGUGUUGUUAGUAUCAAAAGAUCAAGACCAAAACUUCUGUUUUUUCUCACUUUUUGCUGCCUUCUUUCUUGUUGCUUGCUUCUUAUUCCUUCCUUUCUUCCUUCUCCUUCUUCCACUUUUUCUCUCCUAUAUUCAUAUGAAGGUGAAGAUGAAACAACUUCUGAUACAAAAGCUCCUCUUUGUUCAUCCGUCUCUAAUGGAACUAUAUGUUGUGAUAGAAGCAGUAUUAGAUCAGAUUUAUGUAUAAUGAAAGGUGAUAUUAGAACAAAAUCUUCUUCAUUUUCCGUCUUCCUUUACACUGAAGAUCAAGAAGAAAUCCGGCGAGAAAAGAUCAAACCUUAUACUCGAAAAUGGGAACCAUCAACCAUGGCCACAAUUGAUGAACUAACUCUCAAGAAAACCAACUCUUCAGCAAUCGAAAAAAGACAUAAAUGUGAUGUGAAUCAUGAUGUUCCAGCUGUUUUCUUCUCAACUGGAGGCUUUACGGGUAAUGUAUAUCAUGAAUUCAAUGAUGGGUUGAUACCACUAUACAUAACUUCUCAGAAAUAUAACAAGAAAGUUGUGUUUGUAAUUCUUGAGUAUCAUGAUUGGUGGGUUAUGAAGUAUGGUGAUGUUGUUUCAAGAUUGUCUGAUUAUAAACCUAUCGAUUUUAAUGGAGAUAACCGAACCCAUUGCUUCUCUGAAGCCAUAGUUGGGUUAAGAAUCCAUGAUGAACUCGCUAUCAAUUCUACAUUGACGGAGAAUAACAAAACAAUUGAAGACUUUCAUGAUGUUCUUGACAAAGCAUAUUGGCCAAGAAUUCAGGAUUUGAUUCGAGAAGAACCAAGAGAAGAAGAUAAAGAAUUGGAGAAGCCAAAGCUUGUGAUCAUAUCAAGAUCUGGGUCUCGGGCCAUUAUGAACCAAGAUUUACUAGCAAAAAUGGCAGAAAAAAUCGGGUUUUCAGUGGAGAUUUUGUGGCCUGAUAAAACAACGGAGUUGGCAAAGAUUUAUCGUUCAUUGAACUCAAGUGAUGUCAUGAUCGGAGUCCACGGUGCUGCAAUGACUCAUUUCUUGUUCAUGAAGCCUGGAUCUGUGUUCAUACAAGUUAUACCUUUAGGUACAAACUGGGCCGCAGAGACUUAUUACGGUGGGCCAGCAAAGAAGCUUGGUCUGCGGUAUAUAGGGUAUGAGAUUCUACCACAAGAAAGCUCGUUGUACAACGACUAUGAACACAAUGACGUAGUUUUGACUAACCCAGAUAGUGUAAAUGAUCGUGGCUGGGAAUUCACUAAAAAGAUCUACCUUGAUCGUCAAAAGGUGAAGUUAAAUCUAGCACGGUUCAGGAAACAUUUGGUUCGCUCGCAUUUAUAUAUCAUGGCAAAAAGGAACCAAGCUCACGUUCAGACACGAUCCCGAGUUUGAGCUCGUGCCUCAACCUGAGCCUGAGCUAGCGCAUCACAGAAAAUUCAUCCUUUAAUGUUAAUCGGAGUAAAAUUUGGGAGAAUGUAGAUAUAUUUUACACUUGAGAUUAGGAAUUGGUUGUAAAAACUUGAGGUAUACAAUAUUGUAGCAAAAUGGAACAAACUUAUAUUCUUUGAUAUACAUAGAAGUAAAUACAAUCUUUAUUCUUUAA
Messenger RNA from Erigeron canadensis, 1812 nucleotides. Its product is annotated as xylan glycosyltransferase MUCI21-like. Lineage: Eukaryota; Viridiplantae; Streptophyta; Magnoliopsida; Asterales; Asteraceae. The record is from RefSeq and is a predicted model, not a curated record. The transcript is spliced from 3 exons. The coding region runs from base 120 to 1601 and encodes 493 amino acids. Gene Ontology annotation, molecular function: glycosyltransferase activity.